Molecule: messenger RNA, 1491 nt
Organism: Sparassis crispa
Lineage: Eukaryota; Fungi; Basidiomycota; Agaricomycetes; Polyporales; Sparassidaceae
Exons: 3
Coding region: 1-1491 (496 amino acids)
Source: RefSeq, a predicted model, not a curated record
AUGACCCUCACUAUCCUUGUUUCUUUCUCUUUGCUUGCGCUGGUCGUCACCUCAAGGCCCAUCGUGCCACAGGCCCGAUCGGAGGAGUCGAUCCAGUCGUCGACUGACGUUCAACAUACGGUGCAGGCGAUCUUUCAGUAUCGGACUGGUCGCCCCCCAGCUUGUCUGGACUGCGCCGAAGAGGAAGAUAUCCGAAUUCAUCUCACUUCGUCUGAAGAACAAGAUGGUUAUCUCGCUCAAUUGGAUGGUCUUGAUGCCGUCAGGGCCAUCCUUCCUCUCGGCCUCGAUGGCGCCCUGACGGAUGACGAGGCGAAACUGUACUCUUUGUUACGCGAAAGUAAGACCGGGGGCCACUUGGAUGACUUGGAGGGCGGAGAACGUCCCAUGCAGGAUGAUGAACUUAUUUCACAGACGGGAAACGACCCGCCAUCGCCAUCCCCCGAACCAAGCACGAGUAUCGACCCGGCCACGAAUGAACGCGCUCCUACCACCUUUCCUUCUCCCCCUCUACUCGUUCUUGCGCUCUCGUGCGGGGCAGCGCUUAUUUCACUUCUUUGCAUUAUUGCAGUGUUGUAUGCGGCCCAAAUCUCCAGCAAAGGCGUUUUCACCUCCGACCUCGCGUGGGAGAUGAUGCCGAAGCUGGAAAAGCAGGCUCUUGGUGGCGCGGACGCUGAUGAUGAGGAUGGCUCGGGUCCAUCGAAGGAACGGGAUGUCCUGCUGGUGAAAGAUGUAGCACCCAGUAUUGAAUUGGAAGCUUUUGAGAUGAGUGCGGAGAAGGUGGAAGGAAAAGAAGGUCUGGUUCAGGCCGCACCUUCGCCUGAACUCACACCGGAAGACGAUGAACGCGAUGAAGAUACGAACGAGGAUUAUCAGGACGCACCGGACAGUGGUCUCCUCUUCGCAGAUACCGGCGGCUCGUCUACGAUAAAGCGGAGCGAGUCACCUCGCAUAGUAAUCGAGGAGCACCCCGACCCCGAGCUGCUACCACUCUUCCCGACCCUUAUGACCCCAACCCCCUUCGCGACCCCCGACCAUACCCCGCACUCGACUCCCCUCCUCUCGCCCUUGCGCCGGCCUUUGCAGAUGCGCGAAACGCCAACUGCGUCCCCCAUCUCCAAGCCCGCAUGGUCCCUCCGCGCUGCCGACUCUCCGUCGUUUGCGCUCUCGCGCUCCUCGACCCCCCUCCCCUUCUCACGUAGUUCCUCGCCGAAGCUCCCUGGUGCGCUCAUCUUUGACUCGUCCGAUGACGAAGGUGAAUACGGUGCCAGUUCGGAGACAGACAUAGGCACGGUGGGGCAUGCCGACCGCCGGCACGCGUACCGGGCGCCGAUCCCGGAACUGGACAUCGCGUUCGCGCUGCAGCUGCGUCCUGGUCUCGGAUUAGGUGCAGACCCUGCGUGGCUCGUUAGGUUCUUGAUGGCGAUGUUUGGCUGGAUGACGGUGUUGUUGGGAGGUGGAGGCGUGCGGAGAGAACAGAGGGUCGCACAUUGA